AUGCAGGAUUGUGUAGGCAGUGAUGUUCCCACUGCAAAAGUUAGCAUGUUAGGGAGAUUUCAGUCUAAUCCUGGACAAGCAUAUUGGGUUGUAGGGAAGAAAGUUAUGAGAUACUUGCAGAGAACAAAGGACUACAAGCUGGUGUUCAAAAUAAGUGAGCAAUUGGAAUUACAAGGAUUUGCAGAUGUAGACUUUGCAGGAUGUCAAGACACAUUAAAAUCCACAUCUGCCUGCUAUGAAGCCACUUCUCAAGCUAUGUGGUUGAGGAAUUUUAUCAUCAGCUUAAGUGUGGUGGAAUCAAUACACAGGCCUAUCCAACUAUGGAAUGACAACAGUGCAGUGACAUUUGCUAAGGGAAACAAAAGAACAAGAGGUUCAAGACUGUUGGAUGUAAAAUUCAUAAUUGUCAAGGAGAAAAUCAGUCAAGGAUACACUACCAUAGAUCACAUAGGAACAAAUCAAAUGAUUGCAUAUCCACUUACCAAAGGAGUACCAAAUUAA
Messenger RNA from Prunus armeniaca (apricot), 501 nucleotides. NCBI's taxonomy places the organism in Eukaryota, Viridiplantae, Streptophyta, Magnoliopsida, Rosales, Rosaceae. The record is from the annotation of a GenBank genome assembly.